AGAGAUUUUCUGUGAGUGAACAUGACGUAAACACAAUAUAUAAAAAUAUGAAAUGUCCACAAAAGCAAAAGAGGCUUACGAUCAAGUUUAAUGAAGAUAUAUACAAGAAAGCACAUAUCUAACAGUGUUAGUGUUUACUCUCUAGCUAGCAAACGGAACAUUACAAUAUUUUGAUCUUAAGGCACAUGAACCAAAUGGUAAGGUACCUAUAAACAAAGAAUUCUAGAACGUUAAUGCUCAUCAGUGACCUAUGCGUUUGAAGAAUAUCUAUGUGGUGUUUGAAUAUCAGGAACCAUGGAAAAAGAAGAUAUAAUACUUGGAGUGGAAAUGGGACGGUUAGAAAUAGAACCACUUAAAUUACAUAAAAACAGAAGUAAUGAAAAUCCAUUUAUAAAUGUCUCAAAUAAAAAAAACAUUUCUUAGACAACUCCACUAACUAAGGAAACAAGAUGCUCAUGUUCCACUCAAAUGAAACAAAAACCAGCAAUCUACAAAAAGAAACAUAGAAAAAUUAUAAAAGAACCGAUAUUGAAUAUAUUAAAAAAAAUUGGUAAUGUCAAAUUAGAAACAGAGGACCGCCAAGAAUCAAUAAGUAAAAACAUGUCAGAUAUUGAGAGAUGUGACUCAUUAAGUUUAUGCACACUUGUUGACAAUUGUAACCAGCUAACAAUAUCCUCCAAUGCCAAUCUUCAGAAUUUUGUAACAUCUUGUGAAAGUAAUCAGACUAGAUGGUGGAAAAAUGAUGCGUCAACUUCGCAGGAGCAAAGAGGAUCAAAACAACAGAGUAGAUCUGGCAGCUGUUCUCAGCAAGCUCUUAAUCCUCCCUGUGAUGUCACCAUUGAUGAAUUAGCAAGUUAUUUUGAAACUCUAGUACAUAUACCAAAAAAAAUGUCAUCUAUGGCUGAAAUGAUGUACAUAUGAUAAAAAUGAUAAGUAUACACAACACUGACCAAGAAUAAAAAAAUCAUAGUAGUACAAAAUGCAAAUAUAUUAUGUUCCAUUUCAUUGGAUGGGGAAAAUGUACUAUUAAUUUGAAAAGAUCCUUUGCGUUGCUUUAUAUAUUAUGUAUUAUCAGUUUUGUCAAGUCCAUGUUAAAUAUAAGAUCAACCUGAUUACAAUGUAGAUAUGCAAUUUUAAAACGGAAGAUGCUGGAUGCAGGUUGCUUCCAACAGGUAUCUGUGGAGAUCAAAGGGGGAGGCCUAUGUUCAGCAGUGGACGUCCUAUGGCUGAGAUGAUGAUGAUGAUGAUGCAAUUUUACAUUCAAGUCACUGUUAUUAAGAAUGUUUAUGAACUAGUUAUUUUUAAUUAAGGUAAAUGCUUUAACUGCUAGUGUUCUUACAAUUUGAAUGUAAUC
Helicoverpa armigera (cotton bollworm) is the source of this 1354-nucleotide messenger RNA. Its product is annotated as oxidative stress-responsive serine-rich protein 1-like. The record is from RefSeq and is a predicted model, not a curated record. Gene Ontology annotation, biological process: cellular response to hydrogen peroxide. NCBI's taxonomy places the organism in Eukaryota, Metazoa, Arthropoda, Insecta, Lepidoptera, Noctuidae.